Molecule: messenger RNA, 7593 nt
Organism: Poecilia reticulata (guppy)
Lineage: Eukaryota; Metazoa; Chordata; Actinopteri; Cyprinodontiformes; Poeciliidae
Gene: atg2a
Product: autophagy related 2A
Biological process (GO): glycophagy; piecemeal microautophagy of the nucleus; autophagy of mitochondrion
Cellular component (GO): phagophore assembly site; phagophore
Molecular function (GO): phosphatidylinositol-3-phosphate binding; protein-membrane adaptor activity
Source: RefSeq, a predicted model, not a curated record
AGUUGGCGUAUGAUAACAAUAAACAACCCCGAAACAAGAGAGACGCAUCUGCCGGACUUGUCGCUGUAAUUCGACAGAAACGAAACGAAAAGAUGAGCCGAGGGAGCCACGCUCGCUUGGAGUGAGUCCUCUUCAUGAAGUGGAGGAGCCUCGCUGGUCCUGACACACAGGAAUUUUGUAGUUUUUGCGUGAAGCUCCGAGGAGAAGUGGAGUUACGGUUUGUCCCCUUCCUUAGCUCCCUGUAGCAAGCUGCGGCUCAUUCCUGGUUCCUGAACACUUUGUUUCAGUCUGUUAUGCAGUUUCCAGAGGACUGUAGGCGCACUCGAUCUCCUCCGCCACCUCUCUGCUCCCUCUCCCCGCACUCUCUGGCCCUAUGUCUCGCUGGCUUUUCCCCUGGUCGGGCUCAAUCAAGAAGCGGGCCUGUCGGUACCUUUUGCAGCACUACCUUGGUCACUUUCUGCAGGAGCGGCUGAGCCUUGACCAGCUCAGUUUGGACCUGUACAAUGGCAGCGGUGAUAUCACGAAUAUCAACCUCGAUGUGUGGGCGGUCAAUGAGCUGCUGGAGUCUCUCGGGGCUCCCCUGGAGAUAGUGGACGGCUUUGUGGGAAGCAUACAGGUGACCAUCCCCUGGCAGGCUCUGCUGACUGAUCAUUGCACCUUAGAAGUUUCUGGUCUUCAGAUAACAUGUCGACCCAAGUACCGAACCAGCGGAAACUGGGAGUCACAGGGAUGGUCGUCCAGCAUGACCUCCAGCAUGCAGCUGGCUCAGGAGUGCCUAAAGGACCCUCCAGAGGCGUCCGAGGAGCCGCCUGCCCCGCUGGAGGGACUUGAGAUGUUUGCACAAACUAUCGAGACAGUUCUCCGCCGCAUCAAAGUCACAUUUAUAGACACCAUUGUCCGCAUUGAGCACCAGCCCCUGGACCUGAAAACAGGAGUUGCCUUAGAAGUGCACAUACAACGCUUGGAGUACUUUGAUGAAGCCGUGAAAGAUCCUUCCAGCCAGACUGCCGUGCCUGUCGACAUCCACCAGCCGCCCGCCUUUCUGCACAAGAUCCUCCAGCUGACGGAGGUUCAGCUGUUGUACGACAUCAUCGGUGCUGUUCAGGGUCCUCUUGGGGAGGUGCAUCUAAACUCAGCCACACCCAGUGAAGGAGAUGAGGAGGAGGAGGAUGAGGAGAAAGAGGAAGAAGCCAAACCCUUGAAAAGCAGCGCCUGCCCCCCGUCUCAGCCGCUGCUCAUAGGGCGCUGCUCUGGCUCUAUUGAAACCACAGUGAAGAUCAAACAGAAUGACAUGCUGCCUGGACCAAAGUUGGAGUUGGAUGGGAGGGGGGGAUGUGUUCACCUGCUACUGUCUCCGGAUCAAAUUACCCUUCUAGCAGACCUCCUGGCAGCCCUGUGCAUCGACAUUGAGCCGGAGCAGAAGUGUGGUGGCGUGAACAGUCGCCCGUUAGACUCAGAGGACCUGCGACUGAUCGAGGAGGAUCUCAGCAAGCAGCUGGGAUCCAGUCCUAAAGACAGGGAGUGGGAGAACGAGCCCCACCUGGAGCCCUACGUCACCAGCCUGGAGAACGGAGAAAUGUUUUACUCCAUGGGCCCUGCAGGGAUGAGCAGCAGUGUUACGUCCACUCGCUCUGGCAGCGAGCUGUCGGACAGCGACAUGGAGUCCUCCACACACAGUCUUAGCAGCCUGACGCACCCGGCAGCUCUGACAGCACAGGGCUUGGCAAGCUGUCCUAGAAGAUAUCCUGUAGCAGGAUGCUUAUCCAGCCUGCCACAUACCAGCAGGAUCAGAGGGCGCUCACACAGUGGCCAGGCAGAGCAGCUGAAACCCGAAGCCUUGCUGCGCCUGACCCUCGGUGGGCUCACUCUGACCAUGCUGCAGGAGGACCCGCCUUCUGAUGGAGCCUCGUCAUUAGCUCAGGUGUCUCAAGUGUUCUUCCGAGGGCUGCUUUCAUUCAAGGAGAACAUGUUGGCCAAUAAAAACUUCAACCAUCUGAGAGAAUGCUUCGCCGCAGCCUGUCCACUCUCCAAUCUCAGGUUGACGGGGGCAGCAGUGCAGGUGACAUGUGAGACGCGCAGCGGGAGACGCCGCUGUCGGGCCGUGACUUCGGACCUUUCUUUCAGCAGACUGGAACUGUUGGAGUGCCUCUGGCAGGAUGGAAAACCUCAGUACUGUGAGUUACUUCAGUUCCAGAAAGCUGGACUGUUUACAGUCGGAGCCACAGCCAGACCCUGUGCCCAGCUACACUACAGCCUCACUGAGAAACACCUGCGAAAAGGUAAGCAGCGUGUGCUGCGGCGGGACAGCGUGGUACGGGUAGAGCUGGCGGAGCUGAGCGCAGAGCUGGACCUGGACAUCCUCAGCCGCCUGGGGAACCUCAGCAGAGCCUUCAGCCACUGUCCGAGCCAGAACUGUGGACCAGGACUCAUACAGACCCAGAGCGUCGAACUUUGCUCGUCCUUCACCCUCCUGUCCCCCAACGCCGUGCUCAGACUUCGCUUCCCCAUCCCAGACCUGCGGCCUCCGCCGCUGCGUCGGCCGCCAUCCCAGAGGGCAGUGAGGGAGGAGACGUUGGUGCUGGAGCUGACGGAGCUGGAGCUGAAGCACCAGGAGGCCCCGGACCUGCAGACCCAGCAGCCGGCCCCUGGGCAACAGUGGGGCCCCUGUCUCACCCAGCUGUUGGAGGCCUCUUUCACAGACAUGCAUGGAUCAUAUGAGGGCUGGGAGGGAGGCUCUUUCCCCUGCAUCAGAGUGAAGAAAAACCGCGACUCUUUGCCAAGGAUAUCGGUGCGUGUGCGCGGCGGUGAGGCUCAGGGCCCAGCAGCAGGUCUGAGUGGGAUGAACCUGGGCCUCAUGAAGGAUCUCGGGGCCACCUUCUUCGAAAGCCACUGUGAAUUCAAUGAGAAACCCAGCUCGCCGUUUUCUUCUAACCGCACCAUGUUUGAGACGGAGGAGAUGGUGAUUCCGGCCGACCCGGAGGAAAUGCUCCAGUUUCAGGAACAGUGUGUGGCUCAGUGUCAGUGCGCGGUGGACAUCAGCUUCCCGCUGGCGUACAUCCUCCUGCCCAGCAAACAGGCUUUCCAGAGCAUCUACAACAGGAUCAAUAAUGACCUGUUGCUGUGGGAGCCGCCUCCCCCUCCUCUCUCCUCGGCCCCGGGCCCCGACCAGAGCCGCCGUCCCUACGACGAGUUCCAGCUGUGCAAGUCGGCCUUCAGACUGGACUCUGACUCAGAAGAGGAUGAGCCUCAGUUUUACUUGGCCAGCGAUUCAUCUGGAAGGAUGCAGCAGUCAGUUCCUCUUCCCAGCCACAACCUCAGCCUCCUCUCCCUCACUGUGAUUAUUGGGAAAGGUCGCCUGCAAGCCAGAACUGACAGGAAGGAGGAUGAAACUCAGGGAGAGCUUGUGCUUGACCUGGAAGGGGGGAAGAUUUUCAGCGUGGCGCAGCAUCAAAAUGAUCCCAACCUCAACUUCCUGACGCUGGAGAGCAAACGAGUGGAGCUCUACCAUCGAGCUGUGGUUAAAGACACCUCCAUCCCAGAGAGGUUGGAGAUGCCCAGCUUCACGCCACCCACACAGUUAGACCCCACCAUCUACCCCACAGAGCUGGGAGUGAGCAGCGUUCGAGGACGGGAAGGGGAGCCACAGAUGUUGUCUACAGCCAUCAAAGUCACGCUGGACCUGCAGAGGAAGGUUAAGGAGUUCCUGGUCGCUCUUCAGCUGCAAGGUGCCACCAUGAGGCAUUACAUGACGCAGAGCAACCAGAGCUGGCACGAGCAGCUGAUUGACUUCCUGGACGUCAUCGACGACCCCAUCUUGGGCUACACGGCACCGGCUGUCAUCACCAUCCUCCACACACACCUCGCUUCCUGCGCUGUGGACUACAGGCCUCUGUAUCUGCCCCUGAGAGUCCUGUUCACAGCAGAGUCAUUCUCUCUGUCCAGCAACAUCAUUGUAGACACCGCCACCUUCCACCUCAGAUUCAUCCUGGAUGAUUCUGCUCUCUACCUCUCUGACAAAUGUGAGACUGACACAGUGGACUUGAGGAAAGAUUACGUGUGUGUUCUGGACAUUGACCUGCUGGAGCUCGCCAUCACCACAUGGAAAGGCAGCGAUGCUGGGAAGCUGUCGCAGCCUCUCUUUGAGCUGCGCUGCUCCAACAACGUGGUGCACCUCUACACCUGCGCAGACUCCUGCGCCGCCCUGGUCAAUCUGCUGCAGUACCUGGUCGCCCAGGGGGACUUGCACCCCCCCCCACGACACACCUCGCCUACUGAAAUAGCUGGUCAGAAAUUACCGCUGUCAGAAAGUCCUGCGUCUCUGCCGCCUUGUCCUCCAGCUGAGACCGCAGAGAUCAACCAGUACGACCUGGCUGAUGCCUUAAUCGACACAGAGAGGAGCUACAGAGACAGUUUAGAACCAGAGUCUCCUUCCGUGCCUAGGGGCUCUCCGGUCUCCGUCUAUUUGUUUCCUGGCGAAGGUUCGAAGCAGAACCCAUCCGUUCUGCAGAGGGAGGAGUCUGAGCUUGAUGGGCUGGUUGCCACAGCGAUGGAGGCACAGCCUGAUAUGAUACUAGAUGAUGGCUCCGAGGGCUCCACCGACAACGACGACUUCUGCAUCCUGGAGGCGCCUGGCAUGGGCAUACCUCCCAGAGACGGGGAGCCCGUGGUGACCGUGCUGUGCGAGGGGCCCAUUAAGGUGAAGGACAGCCACUUUUCCAGGCCUCGAGGAAGCUCCGACCUGCUGCGAGCUCCGAGUGGAUUCCCGGUGCCGCACACCAGGGUGGUGCUGAAGGAGAUCUCUGUGGUGUGGCAUCUCUACGGCGGCAAGGACUUCGGCGGCAAGCCGAUGUCCGUACAUGCUCAGAACUCAAACAGGGGUCGCUCUGUCCCUGUGGGUGUUCGUGGUUCUCCGUCUCGCUCCGUCGCCUCCGCCCGUCCUCAGAACUCCUGGCGCUGGGCUGGAGGCAGCGGCCGUCAGCACUCACUUCUGAUGGAGAUCCAACUCACCAAGGUGUCCUUCCAGCAUGAGUCCUACCCAGUGGCAGUAGCAGGCCAGGACGGGGACGGGUCACUGACCUCUGGGGUUGGCCCCAGCGGGGAGCAGCCUCUGUCCCGGCAGGUCUUCAUCGUGCAAGAGCUGGAGGUUCGGGACCGCCUGGCCUCUUCACAACUCAACAAGUUCCUCUACCUCUACACCAGCGAGAGCAUGCCUCGCCGAGCCCACUCCAACAUGCUGACUGUGAAGGCCCUGCAGGUUUUACCAGAGUCGGGACUCGGAGGACCCGAGUGUUGCCUACGGGUCAGCCUGCUGCCGCUGCGACUCAACAUCGACCAGGAUGCUCUCUUUUUCCUGAAGGACUUUUUUAGUAAGCUAGCAUCCUCUGUUAACCCCUACACGCCUGUGGAUCCUGCUGCUGAAGUCACAGUGAAGGUGGAUCCUUACCAGAAAGGCUCUGAGGAGACCGGAGCAGACGCCGGUCUCGGUCCUGACCUCACCGCUUCCGUGGAAACCACCUACAGCGAGCAGAGCUCCUCCUCUGCUGGCUCCUCCUCUUCCUCGUCUGAGCAGCCAAUCUACUUCCGGGAAUUUCGUUUCACCUCUGAAGUGCCUAUUUGGCUCGACUACCAUGGGAAGCAUGUGGUCAUCGAGCAGGGGACGUUUGCAGGGAUUCUGAUCGGUCUGGCUCAGCUGAACUGCUCAGAGCUGAAGCUGAAGAGGCUCUGCUGCAGACACGGUCUUCUCGGUGUGGACAAGGUGAUCCAGUACGCCGUCACAGAGUGGCUGACAGACAUCAGGAAGAAUCAGCUGCCGGGCAUUCUGGGAGGCGUCGGCCCCAUGCACUCAGUUGUUCAGCUGUUCCAUGGAGUUAGGGAUCUCUUCUGGUUGCCCAUAGAGCAGUACAGGAAAGACGGGCGCAUUAUUCGAGGUCUCCAGCGGGGGGCAGCAUCGUUCGGUACCUCUACAGCAUCGGCUGCUCUGGAGCUUAGCAACAGGCUGGUGCAGGCCAUCCAGGCCACAGCAGAGACUGUGUAUGACAUCUUGUCUCCAACGCCUCCACUGAAUCGGUUCGCCAUCACCGAGGGUCGGGCCCCAACCAGCCGGCCCCGAAGAGCCGCGCAGCCAGCGGAUCUCAGAGAAGGAGUAGCCAAAGCUUACGACACCGUCAGAGAGGGAGUGAUCGACACGGCUCAGACCUUGUGUGACGUGGCGUCCCGCGGCCACGAGCAGAAAGGUCUCCCCGGCGCAGUGGGCGGCGUCCUGCGCCAGAUCCCGCCCACAGUGGUCCGACCCCUGAUAGUGGCCUCCGAGGCGACCUCCAACCUGCUGGGAGGCAUGCGGAACCAGAUCAAACCCGACGCCCGCAAAGAGGACUUCCUCAAGUGGCGCACGGAGGACGCACAAGAAUGAGGACGGCGUGCGUGCGUGUGAAAGAAUGAAUGAAUGCGARUGGGAACCCCGAUGUCUGCUGGGGGAUCUGCAUGUUGGUAUGUGUGUGUGUGGGAAUGUUGUUCUGCAAUGCAAAAACAACACAAAGACUAACUGCUACUGCAGCCACUUACACAAAGAGUUUUACACACGUGUAACCACACCUAACUCUUCUGCUGCUCAUCAUCCCUCGGCCUGCAGGUUGCUCUUCAUGUCUCUGUAACAACAUAUCGCUGCUUUUGUCUGGCUUUGAUUUCAAACCAACCAGGAGCAGGAAGGAUCAGAACGAGAUGCAGAUUGUCAUCAUUACAUCCUUUGUGUCUUGCUAAAACUGGUUUUCGAUUUAGUGUUAACCCAACGACUGUGAGCAGGAAAUCGGAAAGGAAUGGCUUCAGUACAGGGAGUUUGCAGCAGGAAAUCAGUGAUCCUGAAGCUCCGUAAGAAGGAAGAUUAUGUAUGUUUUAUUCAUGUUUGUGAAUGGUUCUCAUCUUGAACCGUUGGUUUGGUUUUGAGCCCGCUAUGCACCUGCUCCUCUCAGCGCUGAUGAGCUGUGCCAUAAACCUUCCAGAGUGACCUUUGAACCCAUCUGUGUUGCCUUUCUCUGACCUGUACCCUCCAAACGUGACUGAAUAGAAACCCAUGAAGCCCUUUAAAAAAUCCUGUAGCAUUCUGAACUUCAUGAAUUUGUUUUUACGGACUGAUUUCAGUCGGUGGCUCUCCUUCCUGCUUCUGUUUUGCAUAAAGCGGUUCUGGGUUCUGAAUGGACACAGACUGACUCUUUCCACAUCUUUAGAUGCCUUCCUAAAUGUUUUUUUUUUUGUUGUUGUUUUUUUUAUGCUUAACUGUUUGUUUUGUUUAUGUUGAAUCAUAAGUAUUGUUAUACUCGUUUCAUAAUGAGUGUUGGGAGGAUUUGAAUCUGGUGAMAAUGGAGGAAGGAAAUGAGGAGUUUUACAUUUUUAUCUUUGUUUUCCUGUUUGUGAGUGAGGGAUUAUUUGUGUGAAUGUGAGAGGAUAAGUGGACGCAUGUCUGUGAGGGUGACAGGUUUAUGCUUGUUACACUACUUGUGUGUAAUUACUAUUUACUAUAAAAGUGUAUGAAUGACCUGUAUAUUACAAAAACAAGUAUACAAAUUAAUACAAAAAUAAAAAAAAUUAUAUAAAAACUGA